GUAAACCGACGCAGCAGUCGACGGCUCAGUGAUAAAAUCGCGCGCCACACGUCAACGUGAACCAAUAAUAGACGAUACCGCCGCAAUCACCGCCGCCACCGUCGCUGCAACCGUCGUCGUCGCGUACGCCUAUAAUAACCAGCUUUUCGCCGAUAGAGUUUUCACUUUUCCGACCGCAUAAUAUAGAUACCGUUUCGUACAUAUUUUCAUUGCACGGUGAACCUAUUUUUUCACACUACCUACGUUUAAUCGCUUCGUUUUUAUCCACGGCGCUCUUCUACCCGUCAUAUAUUUAGUAACAAUAUUAAUAUAAAACGCCGUUUUAUCAGGUUAUUAAUUUUCGAGCCAGUUUCCGUCGUCGUACAUGACGUGCGAGACUGUGACCAAAUGUGCUGCGUGGUGAUCAGCACCGCCGGCAUGCAGGACGACGAUCACCACAACCUCCUCCAACACCACCACCACAAUAACAACCGCCGUCACCAACAACACCACCGCAGCAGUAGCACCAGCAGCAGCGGUAGCGGUAGUAUCGGUGGAAGCGCUGUACAGCUGGCCACUUCCUCCUCGUCGUCCGCCGCCGCCGCGGCCGCAGCAGCCGCAGUGUUCCUACCAGUCUACGAUUUCAGCCGCCGAUACCAGGCCGCCCUGGACUCGGUGGCCAUGCAUCAAGUCGUCAGCCCGCUGGAUUUGAGGGGCGUCGGCGGUGGUUCCGGCGCCGCAUCCGCCGCCUCUGUGAUGGUGCAGGCCGUCUCGACGGCUGCGUCCGUGUCGCCGCCGUGCAGCGUCGGAUCGGCUGAGACGACAGACGUGAACGUGGAUUCGGCCGACGACGACGACGACUACGACGCGGCAGCCGUCGCGGCCGGGUGCAACGACAACAACAACGGUGGUGGCCGCCGCAGCAAGACGACGUCACCCGGCGCACAAGCGGGCGGCGCGUGCAGUGAAGACGGCGAUAAGGCAUCGGGUGCCGGCAACGGUUCGCCCGUCAAGCCGCCGUAUAGUUACAUAGCGCUGAUCACCAUGGCCAUACUGCAGUCACCGCACAAGAAGCUCACACUCAGUGGAAUCUGUGAAUUCAUCAUGUCACGGUUCCCGUACUACCGCGACAAGUUCCCGGCCUGGCAGAACUCCAUCAGGCACAACCUGUCGCUCAACGACUGCUUCAUCAAGAUUCCCCGGGAACCGGGCAACCCGGGGAAGGGUAAUUACUGGACCCUGGACCCGAUGGCCGAGGACAUGUUCGACAACGGCAGCUUCCUUCGGCGGCGCAAGCGGUACAAGCGCAUGCAGGCCCCGUCAGACUUUUUUAUCCACCGUGGUGGUGGCGACCACCACCACCAUCCGCAUCAUCAGCACCAUCCUCACCACCAUCCACACCACAAUCACUUCGCCGCAGCCGCGGACCCAUACUCGGUGUUACACCACCACCAUCACUAUCCUUACCAUCACCUCGGGCCGCCACCACCACAUCUGCAGCCACCACACCCGUCGCAGGCCCAGACACAGCCCCUUCAGCAGCAGCAGCAGCAGCAGGGCCCGCAGUCACAGCAACCCUCGCCGACGCAGCAGCCCACGGCCGCCAUGCAGCCGUUACAGCUGCCGGCCGCUGAGCUGGCGCGCAUAACGUUCGGUCUGAACCUGCUGCACAACGGACAAGUGGCCGCGGCGGCAGCCGCCGCAGCGGCCGCGUACAAGCCGUCACAGCCGCCCGCACUGGUUUUGCACCAACACGGCAAUCUCAUACAGCCGUCGUACGCGACCACUGUGGUGGCCGGCGGCGGUCGCUUGGCCGUGAAACAGCCGUCCACCGGGUUCAGCAUCGACUCCAUCAUGGGCAAGAGGCCGUCGCCCGCCGCGCCGCCGGCCAACGUGUCACCGGCCCGACCCGGUGGUCGUCACCCGCUGCAGCAGCGCGAGCCGGAUGACGACGACGACGAUGACGGCCACGACAACCGUGAUCACCACAUCAGCCGUCACCACGAUGCCGCGGCCGUCUCGCCACAGCCGUCGGCCAGGCAGAACUUCGAUUCGGCGUUCACGCCGCUCCAGCAGACCACGUGGGCCAGGUGAUGAUGUGGCCGCCGCCACCGCGCGGUCACGUGUCACUCGACGCAUGACAUGGUAACAAUAUAAUGUUUACUGUUAUGUCAUGCGGAGGAGAUCAUCGUGCCGAACGAUUAUACGUACCGACAACUCGUCAGAGCAUUAUCGCAGAUAUUCGUGAAGCCGUCUUGCAAACGAAUCGCACUGAUGCAUAGCCGGUGUCGAUUUCUCAUCUAGUCCCAAUUUGUCCAACAACCCUAUUACAAAUUACAAUACAGACGUAUAAUAUACAAUACUUAUAUAAUAAACAUAUACUUAUUAAUACAAAUACGAUU
Molecule: messenger RNA, 2381 nt
Organism: Acyrthosiphon pisum (pea aphid)
Lineage: Eukaryota; Metazoa; Arthropoda; Insecta; Hemiptera; Aphididae
Product: forkhead box protein D3-A
Exons: 2
Coding region: 388-2073 (561 amino acids)
Biological process (GO): cell differentiation; regulation of transcription by RNA polymerase II; anatomical structure morphogenesis
Molecular function (GO): RNA polymerase II cis-regulatory region sequence-specific DNA binding; DNA-binding transcription factor activity, RNA polymerase II-specific
Source: RefSeq, a predicted model, not a curated record